Messenger RNA from Apaloderma vittatum (bar-tailed trogon), 912 nucleotides. RefSeq names its product chemokine (C-C motif) receptor 8 (gene CCR8). The record is from RefSeq and is a predicted model, not a curated record. Gene Ontology annotation, molecular function: chemokine receptor activity. Gene Ontology annotation, cellular component: membrane. Lineage: Eukaryota; Metazoa; Chordata; Aves; Trogoniformes; Trogonidae. Gene Ontology annotation, biological process: chemotaxis; immune response; G protein-coupled receptor signaling pathway.
AUGAAUUUCACGAGCCAGUUCCUUGGCACAACAGAAUAUGAUCAUGGGUAUGAUGAGAACACUGCUCCAUGUGAUGAAGGAAACAGCUUUCGCACGUUCAGAUCUCUCUUUCUGCCAAUCCUUUACUGCCUUGUGUUUGUCUUCUCCCUUCUGGGAAACUCCUUGGUUCUUUGGAUUCUCCUGACCAGGAAAAGGCUGACGACGAUGACUGACAUCUGUCUGUUGAACCUCGCAGCCUCCGAUCUCCUCUUUGUGGUGCCUCUCCCUUUCCAAGCUCACUACAUUUCAGACCAGUGGAUUUUCGGUAACGCAAUGUGCAAGAUAAUGGCUGGCAUUUAUUACAUAGGUUUUUAUAGUAGUAUUUUCUUUAUAACCCUCAUGAGCAUAGACAGGUAUAUAGCAAUUGUCCAUGCUGUCUAUGCCAUGAGGAUACGGACAGCCUCUUGUGGCAUAAUUAUCAGUUUAAUCCUGUAGCUGGUGGCUGGUUUGGCUUCUGUGCCCAACAUUAUGUUCAACCAGCAGCUCAAAAUUGAGCAGUCUGUGCAGUGUGUCUCCACAUACCCUCAAGGCGACAAUACCCGGAAGGUUGCUUCUCAGUUUGCAGUGAAUAUCUUAGGCCUCCUGAUUCCCCUUAGCAUCCUCAUUUGCUGCUAUGUCCAGAUACUGCAAAACCUGCAAAAAUGCAAAAAUCUGAGCAAGAUCAAGGCAAUCAAGAUGAUUUUCAUCAUCGUCAUUGUUUUCUUCCCCUUCUGGACUCCCUUCAACAUUGCGCUGCUCCUAGACUCCCUGCAGAGCCUGCACAUCAUCAAUAACUGCAAGGCGAGCUACCACAUAGCCCUGGCCCUGCAGCUGACAGAAGCCAUCUCCUUCAUCCACUGCUGCCUGAACCCCCUGAUCUACGCCUUUGCCUGA